Molecule: messenger RNA, 1557 nt
Organism: Thlaspi arvense
Lineage: Eukaryota; Viridiplantae; Streptophyta; Magnoliopsida; Brassicales; Brassicaceae
Source: the annotation of a GenBank genome assembly
AUGAAUCGUUUGGGUGGGCCACGAGGCCCACGACUACUGAAAAAGGGACGGGCGUCACGUGAGACAGUGAGAGUGAGCCAGGCAAACGGCCAAAAAAAACGGCACUGGUUUUGGUUACGUGGCCAUCAAACGGCACGAAGUUCCCUCACCCAAUCGACGACGCUCAUCGAUGGUUUAAAUAUCAGGGGAAGAUUUGGCUGUAAGAGUAAGGCCGGGAUCGUGAUCGAUUGCGUGGCGAGGAAGAUAAGCUGCUCCGAGUGUGGUCUUGAUUUUGGUCCCUCCAUUGUCGCCACCGAGCCGGAUAACGGUUCCUCCGGUGAUUUCUUGUCCUUGACUCUUGGAAAUUCGCGGCAUCGUGGCUCAGAUCCCGUCUCCAUCGCCACCACCGAGCCGAUGAAUACUUCUUCCGAUGAUUUCUUGCUCUAUGAUCUUGGAAACUCGCAGAACCGUGGCUCCGAUCCUGUCUCCGAAGCCACCACCGAGCCGAAUAAUGAUUAUGUUCAGAAAACUGGCUUCGAUCCCCUCCUUAUCGCCACCACCAAGCCGAUCAAAGCUUCGUCCGACGAUGUCACCAUCGCAGCUAUGUCCGAUAGGUUGGGUCUUCUUGCGACAGUCAAGAAUGAAGCUAUUGAGAUAUCUAAGAAAAUCAAGAGUGACAGCAGAGGAGUGAGACGAAAUGUCCGUUUUGCUGCUUGUAUCUACAUUGCCUGUCGACUAAAUCAUAUGGCGUUGACUAUUGACGAAAUAUCUUCUGUUGCCGAUGGAGCCAGUGCGUCGCAUAUUGCCAAUGCAAGUAGAUCCAUAGCUGAAAAACUUGACCUCAAGUGUGCUCCGUUGAUGCAAAUCCGAGCUUCUGAGUUUGCAAAGCGGUUUUGCUCUACCCUUCAAAUGGAUAGCCAAGUAGUUACAGCUGCUCAAGAAGCUGCCGAAGCAUCUACUGGAUUUGUUAACAGGUACACACCUUCACUAUUUGGGCAGUUUCUGGAAUUGAGUAGAUGUAUGGAGACACAUAUGAUGCAGCAGACUUACGAACUCUGUUUUGAAGCAGCAGUCGCAGCCGUGGUCGUAUAUGUCAUUGCUCGAGUUUCUUAUGAGAAGAAGCUGCUCACAGCUAUCAUGGAAGCCACCGGAGUCAAAGAAACCACGAUAAACGAAACAUACAAGGACUUGUAUCCAUAUCUGUCAACGAUAACACCGAAGUGGUUUGCCAACGCAAAGGACCUGAAAAAGCUUGACAACAAGGAGGUCUAUGGAACUGAAGGAAAAGAAACUGACACGUCCCUGAGCGAUAACCAACGAAAACAAAACGCUUACCCCGAGAAGCAAGCCACAAAGCUCGGUUCACCAGGACAAGACUUCUUGAACCUGCUGUUUGGCAAAUACACGUCAAACACAGCUCUUGCAUCACAUAGCUGCAUAUCUCCCAAGAGUUUAGUAACAUCGUCCUUGGCUUCAGUACAUUCACCGGCACAAACCGACUCUUGUUCACCACUUGGUGUCGAAAUGGCGGCAGCAUCCUUUGACGUCCAAGGAACUCCAUGCCUGCUUAGGAUGUAA